Messenger RNA from Acipenser ruthenus (sterlet), 4134 nucleotides. Its product is annotated as 4-aminobutyrate aminotransferase, mitochondrial. The transcript is spliced from 15 exons. The coding region runs from base 231 to 1733 and encodes 500 amino acids. Gene Ontology annotation, cellular component: mitochondrion. Gene Ontology annotation, molecular function: pyridoxal phosphate binding. Lineage: Eukaryota; Metazoa; Chordata; Actinopteri; Acipenseriformes; Acipenseridae. Gene Ontology annotation, biological process: GABA catabolic process. The record is from RefSeq and is a predicted model, not a curated record.
CAAAGAAACCUGAUUUUAAUCGAUCUUUAAAAAGCAGCUGUGUCGCUGGCCGGUGAAUGUGACAGACAGCAACGGCAUUUGUUCUGAAAUUUAGAGGGACUGUGAUCGCGUGCUGUAACAGAGAAUAGUUCCACAUCGUUCCUGACAAGUAAACGACACGGUGAAGUGAAGACAGGAGGAGGAGUCUGAGAGACUGCGUGCUGCGACCGUUUCCUGUCCAGGGCAUUAGGAUGGCUUCCACACUGCUGUACCGCCAGCUCGCUGUCAAUCUGCAGCAGAACCUGCGACUGUCGACGCCAAGUUACAGAUGCAUCAGCAAGGCUGCGACUAAGAGCUCACCGGAUCUGGAGUUCGAUGGGCCUUCCAUGAAGACCGAGGUUCCUGGUCCCAGAUCCAGGGAGCUGACAAAACAGCUGGAUAAGAUCCAGAACACCGGCGCGAUAAACUUCUUCUGCAACUACGAGGAGAGCCGAGGGAAUUACCUGGUGGACGUGGAUGGGAACAGGAUGCUGGACCUCUACACUCAGAUCUCAUCCAUCCCCAUCGGUUACAAUCACCCAGCACUCCUCAAAGUGAUGCAGAACCCGCUGAAUUUGAGCGCUUUUGUGAACAGACCCGCUCUGGGGAUUCUGCCUCCAGAGAACUUCCCUGGGAACCUGUUGGAUGCGUUACUGUCAAUCGCCCCCAAAGGCCUCCGGAAAAUCCAGACCAUGGCCUGUGGGUCCUGCUCCAAUGAAAAUGCCUACAAGGCAGCCUUCAUCUGGUACAGAUGCAAGGAGAGGGGGAACAUGAAGCCCACCAAAGAGGAUCUGGAUUCGUGUUUGAUCAACCAGGCUCCUGGUUGCCCUGAGUUCAGUAUCCUAUCCUUCAUGGGUGGAUUCCACGGCAGGACUCUAGGCUGCCUCGCGACGACGCACUCCAAGGCCGUGCACAAGCUGGACAUGCCCACGUUCGACUGGCCCAUCGCCCCGUUCCCCAGGCUGCGCUACCCGCUGGAGGAGUUUGUGCGGGAGAACGCGCAGGAGGAGGCACGCUGCCUGGAGGAGGUGGAGGACCUCAUCGUGAAGUACAGGAAGAAAGGAAAGACGGUGGCCGGGAUCGUGGUGGAGCCCAUCCAGUCCGAGGGAGGGGACAACCACGCCUCUACAGACUUCUUCAAGAAGCUCCGAGACAUCGCCAAGAAGCACGGCUGUGUGUUCCAUGUGGAUGAGGUCCAGACUGGAGGGGGCGGCACUGGGAAGUUCUGGGCUCAUGAACACUGGGGGAUGGACGACCCAGCCGACAUCGUCUCCUUCAGUAAGAAGAUGCUCACCGGAGGAUACUUCCACAAGGACGAGCUGACUCCUGCUGAGCCAUACCGAAUCUUCAAUACGUGGAUGGGAGACCCAUCCAAGAACCUGCUCCUCAAUGAAGUCCUCAACGUGAUCCGGACUGAGAAUCUGCUGGACGAGGUUUCCCGGGCUGGGAAAGCGCUGAUGGAUGGACUGCAUGAUUUCCAGGGUCGCUACCCCCAUCUUCUGAGUGCAGCCAGGGGCCAGGGUACCUUCCUAGCCAUCGACGUGAGAGAUGAGGCAACACGCAACAACCUGAUCAUAAAGGCCAGGAACAAAGGUGUCGUUCUCGGAGGCUGCGGAGAGCGUUCCAUUCGGUUCCGCCCCACCUUGGUCUUCAAACAGCACCACGCCCAUGUCUUCCUGAACAUCUUCAACGACAUCCUGGCAGAGUACAAGUAGGGUGCAAGAGAGCUCCGCUUCACAGCAAAGCACAGGGUCCAAACCCCUCCCUCGAGCAAUCAAAAUGAGCCAAUCACAAGCCUUGGUUAAGAACCAUCACAUACAAGCAAACAGCAACGCACAAUGGGGAGUUAAUUUUAAAUAUUGUUAAAAAAAAAAAAAAAAAAACCUUGUUAUAAUUUUAUAUAAGGGCUCCAGCAAAAUUGUAAUCCCUCUGGGGGUGGGGGGCAACCGAGUAGGGAGAUUUAUUUUCUUUUUAUUAUAAUGGUUUGUUUUUAAUUGUUCACCCAUCCUGGAAUGUGUCAGUAGUUUGACUGGAUAAGCUCCUCCCCUGCCUUUGUGUUCGGGGGGUGCCGUGUGGAAGCAGGGAACGCUGCUGGGUGGAUGCAAGCAAAAACCGUCCCUUUACAUGCCAACAGGAUUCGCAUACAGUAGAGCCUCGCCUGUCAGAAACUAUGGAGCUGGAGGGACACAUUAGUGACUGAAGGACGGGGUUUCAGUGCUUCGUAGCUUAGCAGAUGAGUAGCUACUGCAGUCUUUGAGUUUUAAAAGUGCGGGACUUGGACUAUUUCUUUUGUAUUUUAAUGCGACCCACUAUUGCAUGUUAUUGUCAGGCGCUCUUGGGUAAGUUUUGGCAUUGCAAUUCCAGUAGUACAUGUGUAGUCCACCAGCGCCCAGGUAGGGCUUGCCAGCUGAAACGGCGUUGCCCAUGCAGCACAACGCACAUGCCCUGUCCGCUCCCUCGCGUGUCUGAAGGCCUGCCGCGUGGUCUCUUUUCAAGCAGUGUGGCUCUGCUGUACUGGAGCACAGAAAGGGAAGGUUCUUGCCCCUCCGCAGACGAGUUCCUGGGUACGAUCCACUUGGGGUAACAGCCCAGAUCCCAGGCUGGGUCUCUUUAUGAGAGCUCAUUGCAGUUUGGAUAAUUUGGAUAAGCACAACGCAUUUCUGUUUCUACACUGGAAGUGAAAAAGCAAUACCUUAAUUACAAGAUAAGAGAUGGAGAGCAUACAUCGAACUGUCAAUGAAGAAAUUAACAGUAUCAUACACACUCUACACACAGUUUAAUUGAACAGUAUCAUACACUCUCUACACACAGUUUAAUUGAACAGUAUCAUACACACUCUACACACAGUUUAAAUGAACAGUAUCAUACACUCUCUACACACAGUUUAAAUGAACAGUAUCAUACACACUCUACACACAGUUUAAAUGAACAGUAUCAUACACUCUCUACACACAGUUUAAAAGGUGUACUGACAAGGCUUCACACAGUUCUAGUGUUUGAUUAAACUGCAGCAGGCAGGUCUAGUAUUAAUGUAAAAUAGACAUGGCUGUUAACACCCUGCCCUGGGUUUCAGAGUGUAUAUUAUUGAAUGAGCAGUUGCCAGGAAUUUGAACAAUCACGCCUUUGCUAACUCCACUGGAGCCUCAUCACAGCACACACGAGUCUGAGGGGUCACCAUGAGGAGGUGUUCAUACAGCUGUAGUGGAGGAAUAAGAGUGAGUUUCUCACCCUGCUGUAUUAACGCACCAAUAAGCAGUCCUACACACGCUUAUUAUUACAAUGAUCUAACCCAGGAGUAUUUUGGAAUUUGCUUUUUAUUCACAGGAGGUUAUGAACAUCAUUGCAUUUUUCUUCUCUGUUUUGCCUUCCGUCCCUAAACGUGACACAUUCUUCACCAAACGAGUGAAGGUAAGGGUAAUAAAGGAGAUGGUGUUUAAAGCUGUUGCAUGGAAAUACAACAAGACUCUGUCAGUCUCCUCCUCUCCCCUCCCCUCGCCUCCCCUUCAUCUUCAGUGGGCUUGGACUAUUCAAACCGGCGUCUUCAUCUGCAGUUAUUUCUGUUGUGUUUGAUAACUGACAAUACUGUCCCAGUUGUAGUUACAUAUAUAAUACGGUCUAUAUAAACCCAUUAAUGCACAAUGCACAUUGUAACAUGCACACGUUUCAACCCCAUACCUUCACACAGCUGUAUCCGAUCAUGAGACUGAACUUCUUAGAAUCGGACUGCAGUUCUCGUCAGUCGCGUCUUUAGAAAUAUAUAGAACGUCUUAACUGUUUAUGCAAAGUGAAGCUUGCUGAUCAGUUGCACACGACACAGUCAGAAGGGAGGCUGGUAAUUGCCUUUAUCUUUUUUUUUCUUUCGUAGUGUUUACUGACAUUUUGUAGUUGUGGUGAACGUGAAGUUCAUAACUGAAGCUUGUCUAGUCUGCGUAAAAGAAAAAAAAAGAAAGCUUCAUAACUCUGUCUGUCAAGAAUAGGUUAAUGAAAACUUUGCCAUUAAUGUUUACUAAACUGCCAAGUGUGGCUGUAACCUACAAAAAUCUAGUCCUUAUUCUUGUGAUUGAAAAAAAAAAAUGUAUCAGUAUUGUGAAAUAAACUUCAUUGUAAUUCUGUGUA